AUGUUUUUGUCAUUCAAAAGGUGUUUUUUUCGAGUGUCUCAAAUCACCCUAGACAACUCAGCAAGAAGCCUUUCCAUCUACUGUCGAGGGAAGCCUAUUAGCCACCAAGAGCUCUUCGAGUACACCAACGGCCGUUUUCUCGUAAAUGAGAAAUAUGAAUUCGCCAAGCGCUAUCUUAAAUUCAAUGUCAGCAAGCUCUGCGAGGUUGUUUCUGACUUACCUACCGUCUCAUCGACGGUGUUGAGAAUCGAUAAGAUAGAAGGCGGGUUCAACAAAGCUCUUCUUUUGACUAUGAAGAAUGGAAUGGAAGUCAUUGCAAAGCUACCUUGUCCGAACGCUGGCCCGCUUAGAUGCAACACGGCUUCUGAAGUCGCAACUUUAGAAUUGGUGAGGACUUCAACUUCAAUUCCCGCUCCGGGAGUCUUAGCAUGGAAUUCGGACCCAAACAACCCUGUGGGUGCUGAAUAUAUUAUUCAGGAAAAGUCUGCCGGAAGGCAGCUAUGUGAUGUUUGGGGUGAUAUAAACGAGCCCACAAAAUUCAGACUCAUUCGAAAUCUAAGUCGCCUAGAGGGAGAGCUCGUUUCUAUUAAGUUGCCAGCGUAUGGGAAUCUUUACUUCAGGGGCCAGAGUCCUGGAAACUCGCAGUCAUUAGAUGGCUCAGUUGACCAGGAAUCAAAAUUUUGUGUUGGCCCCAGUUUUGAUGACAAGUGGCCUGGCGAAUCUUUUCGAGAAACCAAUGAAACAGCCGCUUUCGCAGGGCCAUGGACUCAAUUAAGCGACCUGGGAACUGGCCUGGCUAAAAGAGGUAUAUGGCAUCUGAACAACUCUUCUACUGUCGUUUCCCGAGGACCCUAUCAUGGCUCUAUCCAGGAGCAUGAAACAAUUCUUGAGGAUGCCUUGAAGAUAAUCCCAAUCAUAUCAGUUACACCACUAGUCCAGCGUCAUGCGAAACCCGUACUUUGGCACACAGAUCUUCACCUCGGCAACAUCUUUGUGGCAGAUAAUGACCCAACAGAGAUCGUUGGCAUCAUUGAUUGGCAAUACACUACUGCUAGACCAUUAUUUACUCAAGUCCGCUGGCCAUCAUUUCUAGCUCCACCUGAAGGAUAUGAACUAGGAAUGAUCAAACCAGAACUUCCCCCAAAUUUCGAGGACAUGGAUAAUGAUCAGAAAGCGUUUGCUCUUGCAGAAAAGGACGAAGCCACAAGAACUAAGUGCUACGAGUCCGGGCUUGCCAAAUUCAAUUCUCCUUCGUUCUUUGCUAUGAAUCAUAUCGGCGAUAUGAUCCAGGAUUUCUAUACCAGAUGUGACAAAACAUAUUUGGAGGGCAUAAUUCCUCUUCGCGAUUCCCUGAUUGAAGUCUCUGAAAAUUGGUCAAAAUUAGGACUAACAGGGGAGUGUCCGGUGUCAUUCAGUCAAGAGGAGAUCGCCAAACACCUAGAAGAACGAUCUCAGUACCGUGAUUGGCUCCAAUUGCGUGGGUAUGCUCAACAGCUACUAUAUUCUGACGAUGAAGGCUGGAUCCCUCCACAGUUGGAUUUUGAAGAAAUGAGAAUCAAACACAAGGAGCUUUUUGAACUUUACCUCCAGAAAGAAGAACUGUCUGAAGAAGAAGGAAGAAAAACUUGGUUUUAUUCAGAACGGGCGUGA
Molecule: messenger RNA, 1650 nt
Organism: Ophidiomyces ophidiicola
Lineage: Eukaryota; Fungi; Ascomycota; Eurotiomycetes; Onygenales; Onygenaceae
Exons: 4
Coding region: 1-1650 (549 amino acids)
Cellular component (GO): mitochondrion
Source: RefSeq, a predicted model, not a curated record